This is a messenger RNA of Caenorhabditis angaria, 393 nucleotides long. The record is from the annotation of a GenBank genome assembly. NCBI's taxonomy places the organism in Eukaryota, Metazoa, Nematoda, Chromadorea, Rhabditida, Rhabditidae.
AUGUAUCUCCUAAUCUUCCCUCUUAUUUUCACCGUCAUCUCAUCAGCUCCUCCUCAUACUCACAUCGAAAACAGCCACCCGAUUGACAUGACCAGAGGAUUCGCAAAUUUGAGACCAAUUUUUGAAGCUGUCAGAUCGUCAUCAGUAGAUAAUCUAGAACCGAUCAGAAAGUUUUUAGAUCCAGAUUUUAUAUUUGAAUGUGAAGGCAUUGAUUACGAAAACGAUGAUGGGAUUCAUAUGUUGAUGGGUUACUUUGAUAGAGUUUACGUUAUUGGUGCUACUGAAGAUGGUAUUGUUGAAAAUGAGGGUUUUGACGAUACGAAACUUGUUUUUAAAUUUAGUAACGAUGGGAACAUUUUGAAUUCUGCUCAAUGUUUUGAAUAUGAACAAUAA